UGAGAAAAACAUGGCAUCCACACUUUUUAAACGAGCGUAUUAUAGUUUUUAAGCUUAAAUUUAUAGCUUAUUCAUGGACAAGAAAGCUGUUUCUCCUGACUCUUCGACGCAAAUUACUGAAAAGAAGAAGAAAUCAAAGAAGAGAAAGCACAAACACAGGUUUUUUUUUUCUAAACAUUAAGCUUAUAAUGAUUUUUUAUGCAGUUUAAUAGCAAAUGAGCUUGGUAAUGAUGACUGAGAGCACAGCCUUAUUUAAUAAUUCGUGUUGGGCACUCGAUGUUUGCGCGUUAUAUAAUACAAAGGUCUAUAUUUUCCAUUUCCAUCUGCAGUGCUGAUCACAUUUGGUUGAAACACAUUGCAUUAUCUCCUUCCAUAUCAUAUUCAGGACCUGAACAAUCGAUGAAAUCGAUAAUCGAUGGCAAUCGAUAACAAUCGAUGACAAUCGAUAUCAAUUAAUCGAUUGAUAUUGAUAAUCGAUGGACAAUCGAUCACUAAAAUUUUUGUGAUUAUUGAUUAUCAUCGAUUAUCAAUAUCAAUCGAUAAUCGAUGGGAAUCGAUCAAUUAACAUAAUAGAUUGUUAUCAAUAUGCAAUAUCAAUCGAUUACCUAUUCAGUCAAACAUUUCAAUUGCCAAUUUCAUCGAGUACUAAUAAAGUUACACAUUACACAUUAACAAUAUGCUUAAUCGUGUUUGAACGACGACUGCGUCCCAGGUCAGUUGAAUCUUUGCAAUAAACUCAAAGCUAAAUCGAUCAAGUUUGUACACUGACAACGAGAUAUGUUAAUUGUCUUAAUUAUUUGUGCUGAUUUUCACGGAGCCACAUCGAUGAACAAUUCUCAAACUUUGCUACUGAGGUUUAAAAACAAUGUACGAUCUGUGUACAAUCCCGCGAUACCUGAAGAUACGGAGACAUGAAUAGUGCCAAUCAAUGGCAAUCGAUAAAGUUCGCGACCACCUAAGUGUGAUUAUCGAUUGAUCAUCAAUUGGCCGAUGCCAAUCGAUGCUAAUCAACCGUAAUUAAUCGAUUGUCAUCGAUUGAUCGAUUGAUUUUCCGAUCAUCGAUUUUCAUCGAUUGUUCAGGUCCUGCAUAUUGCACAUACAUGCCAGUAUGCGGAGUAUGGCAAGUGCACGCGCGAGCUUUUUUUAAAAAAGCUUUUUGCGCACAACAAAAUCGUAACAUUGUACGCAGCAGCGUUGGGCCUACAAAGAGUUUUGCACCUGACUUUCAGGGGCGUAGCCAUGAUAUUUUUUGCCAAAUCUGUCCUAACCUCUCGGUUCUCCCAAGCUACGCAGGCUACCACUUUCCACAUCCCUUGCUUUUACUUUUGCUUUCUCAUCAGUAUGGUGAGGUUAUAAACGAAUGAAUGGACUGGCAAUUUGUCUGUAAUCUUGUUUGCAGCCUUUCUUUUGAGUGAACUGAAUGGUAUAGCAUGAACAUACUAGUUUGAAAUUUGAAAUUUAGGUCAUCUAAAACAGCUGGAAAUGUGCUUAACAUGUAAAUCUCGCAUCCUUUUAAUAAUUAGCCUCUCUAUGGGCAUGCACCCGUAUUCUGGCAUAAAAAAUCGUAUUGCAGGUUCUGCAUGCAUGAGAUCUCGUCUAUUUCUGCCAUAUACUCUGCAGACUGGUGUACAUGUAAGCUAUGUCGAUUUUAGUUUUUGGAAGCCCUCCCCCCCCAUUGGAAAAUUAUUUUCCAGCAUGUUCACAAAUUGUGACUGAAUAAAUUAAUGUGCUCCCUUUAUUGGUCGAUAAGAUCAAAAUGAUAGGUCACUGCCAUUGAAUGUAACUUGUACACCUCCAGGUCCACAAAAACAUAUGUAAACAGUAAACACCUGCCAAUAAGAACCUACUUUUUUGAAGUCUAAUGUCCUGUAAAAUAGGUUCUUGUGGUUUGGGGUACUUAUUGGCAAUUUUUGCCAGGAGCUUCUUAAUCCACUGUUUCUUAUUAGCAGGUGUUUACUGUAACUCAGGCUUCAUAACCAUUCCACUCUAUUAACUAUGAUUAGUGUUGGAACCCUAGAGAAAAAUCUAUACACUUAAAGUUUAAAUACUGGUUUAACCAGAUAAUUGAAAAUAAUAUUUUCUCAUUGUUCAAUGUAUUAUUGACCAAUCCAUCCAUUUAUCUUACAGGAGUAAGUCUGGGAAAAGCAAAAAGUUUAAGUCAUCCAGUUCAUCACAGGACAUUGAAAGUGACAGCACCAAAACAGAAAGUAAAAGAAACAAGAGUGACAGUGAAAGCAUCACACCUCUAACAGAGUUUCUUGAUGACAAAGCAGAACUUCAUGAACAGCUCUUUACAAUCAUCUCAAAGAAGGAAGUGAAAGAGAUGAUGCCAGACAUUUUGAAGGUACUUGAACUGUACAUAUAUGUACCUUGUAAAAGAUAUAAAUUAUUUUUGUUUCUUUUCUUAUGAUUACCGGUAGCUAGCUACACAGGCAAAUGGUGGAAUUGAAGAACUGACUAGAGGACAUGUAGUUGUUAGGUGUACAAACAACCCAACUACAUCUGUACAUGUAGAAUCUGCCAGAUAGACAUUGUACCUGGCAUCUCUAACCAUGAUUGCCCCUUAGUGGUUGAAUUAGAGAUCCCCCUUAAACAGCAAAUCCCAGUUGGGGAAAUUUGAGGCUGACCUAGUCUAGAAACCACAUGUGAGCAAUUUGAGGCUAACAGUAUGAUACGUUGUCAGUGAAUGAUCUGUGGCUUUUGUUUUAAGGAUGCCAUCCACAAAGGCACCCUCAAACAUACAGUGUAACCCCCAUAAGACCUGUGAAAAGAUAAUUUAUUAUAGUAUAAUAAUAUUAUAUAUGUUAGUGGAUAUUCAUUUAUUUAUUUACUUUUAAAGACCCCUCACAAGAAUCUUCAUUUUUGAAGGAUGUAGGGUUCUCGGAAGAAGAAGAGAAGAAGGCUAGAGCAGUGUUUGUCUUAUUACAUGUUUUCUCCAGUGAAUCUGAAACUUAAUCCAUUUGCCCCCCGGAAUUUUGCAGUUUAGUUUUCUCGUCACUGUCUGGCUAAAACUAACACAAGCAAUUGACAGUGUGACUCAUGCACUUUUCGGUUCGGGCACUUAGUGGCCUUCUGUUUGAGAUGCAAAAUAUCAGUUUCUGAAGUUUGGGCAUGCGCAGAAACCCAAAUUUCAAAUCUUGACUUUUGCUCGAUUUGCUGCCCCCACUCUUCUUUCACUUUUCUUGCCUUCCUUUUUUCUCUUUUAAGGGGCCAAUAAAAGGCUAACAAGGGGGCCAGAGAAGUUCUAGUUUUUCCGUGUUAAAUCCUUGUUUUAUGAAAUAUUUUUUAUUGCUCUCAGAAGCUAAGCUUCAAGGAAGUAAAGAAUCUUUGCUCAGAACAGCUGCAGUUACUAUCAAAAAGGCAGCUUGAAAGUAUCAUCACUGGUAAAGAUGUGGAUUCAUCUGAAGAUGAGAGCAGUGGAGAACCAGAAAACCGUGAAAAACUAAUAGUGGCACAGGAACAACAUGAAGAGGAGGAUAAAAUAAGAAACCUGGUAAUUUACCAUAUUAAAAUUUCUCUAAUAUUGAUUAAUAUGAAGCGCAGAGAUAGCCCAAGUGCUCAAGAGUCACUAAUGAAUCGAAUUGAAGUUGAUAUUACAUUAAAAUCACAACUAAAAGCUGUUUCCCGAGCAUGAGCAAAAUUUUAAUUUGUGACAUAAUUAUUGACAAGCAAAUAAUAAAAAAAAUGUGAUUCAUGGCCCCAACUACAAAUUGAACAGCACAGUGAGCCUGCUAAAAGGAAAUGUCCUGAGUUCUUAUGUCUUGUAGUCUUAAUAUAUACGCAAGGGUUUCCGGGACGAACGUUACUUACUCACAUAAAUCGCUUUAAAGUUCAGAGGUGUCAACUGAAGAAGUAGGCGUGUGGUACGGAAUACAAUGAAGUUUGGCAAGAGAACAUUUUCUUUUGAGUUUGAUCAACAAAUGUUUACCUGUACCUGUACCUGUAAAGAAGCUUGUAAACUUCCCACUUUAAACUGUGGGGGGAAUGGGUACAAGCUUUUAGCGCAAGGGUUUCCGGGACGAACGUUACUUACUCACAUAAAUCGCUUUAAAGUUCAGAGGUGUCAACUGAAGAAGUAGGCGUGUGGUACGGAAUACAAUGAAGUUUGGCAAGAGAACAUUUUCUUUUGAGUUUGAUCAACAAAUGUUUAAAAAGUGAUUGGGAGUUCACUUCGUGCACUGUAAGGUUAAUCAAGUAGUUCUUAAAUACAACUUGGAGAAUGGCCACGACAAACUUAUAGGUACCGGUGAUUAAUAAAAGAUUUAUUUAAGUGGCUCAAUUCAAACGACCACACCAUAACUAACAAUGUAAACAAAAAUGUUAAGUACCUGUAAAGAAGCUUGUAAACUUCCCACUUUAAACUGUGGGGGGAAUGGGUACAAGCUUUUAGCGCAAGGGUUUCCGGGACGAACGUUACUUAUGAUUGGUAAAGCCUUAUACCGCCGAGCCACCUGCGACAUGACUCCGACACGGCUACCGGUACUGCCUGCGAUACCGUUCCGAUGUGAGAACAGAAGUCGCCGGCAACACACAGAGGCCAUGUCAGUCUUUACCGCCGGCAUGCCUGAGAAGUUGACUCGAGUUCGACUUCACAGGCAUACCGGCGUUAAAAACCUGCGAUAUUUCUUGAGCCGUCGGCGUUAUGUCUUCAUAUGUUGGAGUAGUACCGGCGGCAUAUGAGAACUAGGCUUAACCCAAACAAUCCCAGAAAUCAAUACCCUGCAAAGCUUAUAUCCAUUCUCCCCAUGAGUUUCUGAAAAGCAGAAUUGUCCACGAUCUUAAUGGCUUUGUUUCUCGAUGAAAUUCAGGAUUCCGACAGUGAAAGGAAACAAGAGAGAAUCAAAACCGGAAGAGAAGAGGAGAAGAAAGAAAAUGAUAUGAUCAUUUUCCAGGAAAUGAUUACAAUUCCAAACCAAGAAGAAAUUGACGAACUUGUUGGAGGUAGGUCUACAUGUAGGUUUGUAAUACCACGAUGCAAGUAACAGCACGGUCUCGAAAAUGGCAAAUGAAAACAGCAUCAAACGAGCCCUCUCUAUUUGCUUUUCGCUUGCUGCGGCACUAUCCAUGUAUAUAAAAAAUAAUUAUAGAAUAAAAUGAAAUAAUAAUAAUAAUAACAAAAACAGGCGGCACAAAAUUAGGUUUAGUGUUCUAAACGUUGUUUCGUGCUCACAUGCUUCUGUGUAUUUUUCCUUCCCUUUUUUUUGCGUAUUUGUUUCUGUGUCAUAUUUUCUGUUAAUCUUUUCUUACAUGCAUGAAUAAAAGAAUCACCUCGGUCGAAGUGACAGUCGACAUGGGGCAGAGAGUGACAGAGGCAUCCGCAUAUCAAGGAAGGCUUGUGUCAAGUACAGAUAGUUUUAGAGAGUACAGAUAGUACAGAUACCUUUUUCAAUUAACAUGUUUGACAUCCUGCGGCCAAUGUGAAUGCUCUGACGAAUUCGAAGGGCGAGCGCUCUAAUUUUGUGCUUUUGACUGUCUUUAUGGUGGACAAUUUUAUUGUCGUUUUUAGUCAAUAUUUUGCCGUUCUAUGCGAAAUUAUCUUAAAGUGAAGUAAACUUCCAAAUGUACGUUUGGAAAAGUAAACUUCAAACAGGUAAUAGUGAACACGGCAAAUUUGAAAACAUGUUGGCUAAAUUUGAGUCGUGGCUGCUUUAAACCACUGAGAUCUAUGAUCAGUGGUUAGUCAUGCUGGAAUCGCCUACUAGAUAGUAAAGUAAAUGAAUUUAUGGCCCUCGCAAUCGUAAAUACAAAAGCAAUUGCAAAUUAAUCCCCCAAAAAAAAAAAAAAAACCAAGGCGUCAGCAGAAUUCGAACCCAUUGCCUCUGCGUUAGCGGUGCAUUGUUCUACCAACUGAGCUACGAGUAUCCGUACAUUAGGAACAGGCCAGAGCUAAAGUGUAUUACAAGUGAAUCCCGAAAAACAAUUGUGGAGUUAUGCAUGCUAACCGCUGUGAAUUGCGAUUACGACUGCUAUGGUUAUAACUUCAUUUAUAUUUGUUUUCCGGCAGUGCACAUCAUCUUCCUUCGAGAUAGCAAACUGUCGGCAGAAUUAAGUAUUACAAUGAUUAACAAACGUUACAAACCACAAAAAUGAACUUUGAAAAGCUGUGAGGCUAUUGACUUUACCAAAAACGCAAUUGCAGUCUGUUUCAAUACCACCUCAAGUUUGUCCAUGUCUUCCUCAUUUUGUAUUUGCUGCGUUAUGAGAGAGCUUUAGAUUCUGAGACGACGGCGAUUUAGAGGACGAGAUUAUCUCACGCGUGAACCAGCGUCAUUUUGGCAGGAAAACGUGAUAGCCGUCGCCAUUCUACUUCGAGUUUUAGCGAGAAUGUCAUAGUGGCGGGAACAAGUUAUCAAAUGUAAGAAGUUUUACCAUUUUGCUAUAGGGAGAGGGCUUAACCUCCUUAAGGAUAAAUAACCAUACUAACUUUGUUGAUAAAAAAAAAAAAAAAAGUAAAUUGAAGUUUUCCGGGAUGUCUUGUUCUUUUUUUUGUUUUUUGUUUUUAACACAACUCUGUUACUCGCAGUCGUUCUCGUCCUCAAAUCUAAAGCUCUCUCUUUAUACCUUCUUUUAAUGUUAUGAGCUGUUUAUUAUUUUUAUGUUUCACUCAAUUUACGGGGUGUCCCAAAAGUUCGUUCCUCUGCUGUAUAAGCCUGUAAUCCAGUGCGGUUGGACUUGAUAAGCAAAUCGUUUAAAUAAAAGUCUGGUGUUUUAAAUCUAAUUUAAUAUGUCAUAGUUGUUGUGCCUUCUUUCGACUCGAAUUUUCGAUUUGUGUACUUUCGCGCCAAAAGUGGGUGUGCGCUAGUAUAUUUCCGUCCACAAAUUUUUGUAUCUUAUAGCCCAAAUUGCUCGAAUGCCUUCCUCCUUUUUUGUGAAUAUCAUGAAAGAUAAAGCAAAAACGCUCAGCUAGGUGAAAGCAUAACCAGGUAUACUUCGAUCUACUGCUUCGUCACAUAAAGAAAGUGCUAAAACCUGGAAAAAUCCGAAUCCAGAAAAUUGGGGGUGGUAAAAUGGUCAACAAGAAAUGAAGGUUUUGAAAACAAGAAAAAAGGAGGAAAAACGAAAGUCAUGAAUAAAGCAGCUAAAACUAAUUUUAAAGAAGGCUAGGUACAACAGAGGAACUCAUCAAGGUAUUUCUUACAACAGUUAUCAAGCUAAGUCUGGAGCAGAUUCAUGAAAAUAAACCGAAGGUUUAGCUUUCCUCAGUUCGUCAAGCAACGUUUACGCUCAGCUCUUCUCAAAUUUGUAAAGAAGCCUUAGUGUGGAAAGGCUUUUUUGGAUGAAUGCCCCCCAAAUUUUGUUACAGCUGCCUAAUCUAAAAAAUGAUGUUUUGGGGGUCGAAAUGGCUUCUGCGUACCACUGACGUGAUAAGAAAAGCUCAAAAUGAAUCAUCUGGACCUCUACUGGCGUUAGAUCGCGUUUCCCACACUAUGCCGCAACGUCUUAACGGAAUGUGAUUAAAAAGAAACAAAGAAGGCAUGCUGGUUACUGAAGUGCUGGUUACUGAACUUCUGAAUACAAGUAAUCGAGAGAGCAAUUAAAGCAUCUUUUAAACAUUUCAUGCAAAAAUAAAGUCUUGAUCAAAAGUUACAGCGCAACAAACUAGAGGAACGAACUUUUGGGACACCCUGUAGUGGCGGUUCCCAUUGUUUGAAGUUUGAUAAGUUUCGUAACACGGCUCCUUUAACAAGCCAUACUUCCCUUCACGUGUCUUUGUUUGCAGGAAGAAGUGCCAUGCAAGAAAACAAUAAAGGUGACCCAGGCCAAUUUGAUGGACCAACCGCGGACGAAGAAGCAGAGCUGAAAGAGCUGGAAUUCCGCGCACGAGCUCUUGAGUCGCUUGUCCGCGCGCGUGAACGACAGAUGAAGAUUGAACAGGGUUGA
Messenger RNA from Porites lobata, 7881 nucleotides. Lineage: Eukaryota; Metazoa; Cnidaria; Anthozoa; Scleractinia; Poritidae. The record is from the annotation of a GenBank genome assembly.